UCCUUACAUAGCGGAGGUGAAAGUUCAGCAGUGCGCCUUGUAAAAUGGCGGCUGAAUUGACCAGAGAGUGGAGCGAUGAACAGCUAAAAAGUGAUGAUCUACCCAAAAAAGACAUUAUUAAGUUCAUUCAGGACAAUGCUGCCCAUUCGUUUCUUUCAGAACACAAGCUGAUGGGAAAUAUCAAGAAUGUUGCAAAAACGGCAAAGAAGGAGCAACUAAUUAUUGCAUACAACGAUUUGUUUGAGAGCAAGAGAUUUUUAGGUUCAGAACCCAUUGAAGAUGUGACGGAGCAUGUGAAAAAUGUGAAGAUCGACGACAAGCCCAAAGAAGUUGUGGAAGUCGUUGAUGAGGGUCCUCCUAAGUUCUUCAAGUCUGUGCUGAAGAAAGGUGACAAGACUAACUUCCCUAAGAAGGGAGACAAUGUGAGCUGUUGGUACACUGGCUCCCUGGUGGAUGGCACAGUGUUCGACACCAACAUCCCUGCAACUGCCAGAAAGAAGAAACAGAGCAAGCCACUGAGCUUCAAAGUUGGCCUGGGCCGGGUCAUCAAAGGGUGGGAUGAAGGUAUCUUAACAAUGAGCAAAGGCGAGACAGCCAAACUGGAGAUUGAACCAGAAUGGGCCUAUGGGAAGAAAGGACUUCCUGAUUCAAAAAUCCCACCAAACGCAAAGCUGAUCUUCGAGGUCGAGCUGGUGGCCGUCGAUUAAUGGCAGAAACCUACCCAGCAUGCCCUUCUCUCCGUGGACGGGGAAAACAUGGUAGUCACUAGAUGGCUAUGCUCGAAAGGACAGAAGUGGUUGUAACAUUGAAGGAGUCUGUGAUAUGUCUUAAUUUACAUUUAAUGGGAUGCUUUGGGAUUUUGGCAAUAAGGCCAUUUAUCUACUUCCCCAGAGUCAGAUUAACUUUUGGAGACCUUUUUUUGUUUUUGUCAGUGUCCAGUAUGAAGGAAGUUAAAUAUAGCAGUGGCUCGAGAAACUAACUAGUUUUGGCACAAUGACUGGAAUUCUAUGGGCAUCUACUAGAAUGUGUUUAAUACUAGUUAGCAUUGGCUCAUGAAACUACACAUAACUUUCAUUUUUUUAUUUUUUUUAUUUAACUAGGUAGGCUAGUUGAGAACAAGUUCUCAUUUGCAACUGCGACCUGGCCAAGAUAAAGCAAAGCAGUUCGACACAACAGCGUUGGCAUAAACAAACAUUCAAUCAAUAAUACAGUAGAAAAAUCUAUAUACAGCAUGUGCAAAUGAGGUAGGAUAAGAGGUAAGGCAAUAAAUAGGCCAUGGUGGCAAAGUAAUUACAAUAUAGCAAUUAAACACUGGAAUGGUAGGAUGACUGGACACUGAGUCAUAAAAGUGGUAUCCACCAGUUCAUCUGAUUCAUUGCCAGAAUCCCAAAGUAACCCUUAAGGUUAGUCUGGUUAUUUUGUCUUUUUCUGCUUAAGUCAAGUCCUUUUAUCAUUGUUUUGGCAUAUUGUCUGAAGCAGGAACAGACCAGGGUUAUUUGUGGUGAGUUGAGAAGGUGCCAUGCUUCUGUCCUUUCCAGCAUGGCAAGAUGGUGAUGACCGGACAACACUGUACAGAUGGGGCAUCCUGCCUGACAGUUACACACCGCAGAGGAAAGCCUUCCUGUUUAUUCUUGUUAUUUUGCAUGAAUGUCCUUUUUUAAAGAUUAAUAAACCAAUUUUGGAGACUAAAUUGA
Messenger RNA from Oncorhynchus nerka (sockeye salmon), 1694 nucleotides. RefSeq names its product peptidyl-prolyl cis-trans isomerase FKBP3-like. Gene Ontology annotation, molecular function: peptidyl-prolyl cis-trans isomerase activity. The record is from RefSeq and is a predicted model, not a curated record. Bases 45 to 707 code for a protein of 220 amino acids. NCBI's taxonomy places the organism in Eukaryota, Metazoa, Chordata, Actinopteri, Salmoniformes, Salmonidae. The transcript has 7 exons.